AUGGCUUUUGGAGAGGAAAGCGCCGCGCACGAAAGUCCAAGUGCAGCUCGAGUGCUGACAGCGGUUGAGAAGGUCUUGGAUGAGUGGCUUGUUUGCUGCCGCCCUUUUUUUUUGGUGACUGGUCUGCAUCGAGCAGGAGCAAGGAAAUUCAUUCAGGACAAGAUCUGCAAAGGCGACGCGGAGGAGUGCCAGCAUGUUCGGCAAUGGCUGCUCCUGCGAAUGAAUGGCCGCGUUUGGGAACAUGGUAUUCCAUUGAUGUGCCGUUCCGCAGAGAAUGUGCCCGGACUUCGAAGCAUGCCAGUGUGGCCAAGAGAGGAGACAGCUUGGUUGAGUGCUGUGGAGGCACGACACUCCGAGAUCCUGGCCGAACUGAUGGCUGUGAGGAAGACGCCGGAGCUCAGCGGCUUUCAACCCUACCGAGAUCCAGUCCAUUCCCAGGGACGACCUGCAGCCGACGGGCUGGGAGUUGAAGGCGUUGAUCGGGGAAUGUGGAAUGUGCUCUACCUCUUCCUGAACCACAAACAAUUUGAGGACAAUUGCCUGCGCUUCCCGAAAACCAUCGCUGCCAUCCAGGAGGCAUUUCCAAGGCACUAUUCCCAUGCCUUUUUCUCGGCUCUGACUCCUGGCUCCCAUAUCCUGAAACACAUGGGACCCUCCAACCGGAUGCUACGAGUUUGGUUGCCCCUUUGCGGUUUCGACAAGUUCAAACUCCGGGUUGGGGACCAGAUUUUGGAACCUAAAGAAGGAGAAGCAUUUGUUUGGGACCAUUCCUAUGAGCACGAGGCGUGGCACGAGGGGUCGGAGACUCGAAUUGUGCUGAUCGUGGACAUUUGGCAUCCAGAUCUCUCGGAUGCGGAGGUGAAGUUCCUUCGAACCCUUCAGAGUUGUCGACUUCGUGCUGGGAAGGCCUUAGCAGAGAUGGAGGUCCGAGAACCACACGUGCGGAUCUCAGGCAGAUAG
Molecule: messenger RNA, 960 nt
Organism: Cladocopium goreaui
Lineage: Eukaryota; Dinophyceae; Suessiales; Symbiodiniaceae
Source: the annotation of a GenBank genome assembly